CUCAAAGUGCCACGACGAUCCGCGCUUCUUCCUUCCUCUCCUCCUCCUCACCAACUGUGACGAUCUCUGAUCGCAGCGCCUGUCCGUCUUCGUUGUAACAAUCAUUUGUAUUGCCGGCGUCUUCUCUUCGGGCUGUUUCUCGGCCGUUGCCGACGACUUCUCCGCUUCAAGUAAUAAUUUUCGCAAUCGCAAAAAUCAAAGCAACGACCGUCUCCCUUGUCCCAUUGUUUGCCUGUUCACGGUGUUCGUUUCGUGCCGGCAUUCCGCCUGGAAAGGGCGAAAGCAUCGCUCAGCCUCCUGUGCUUUCUUUGUGGAAGCAUGCUUUGCGAUAGACAAUAGAAGGUUUCGCAUAGUGACAAAGACGCAAUGGAGGACUCGUACAGUCACCCAGUGAAACGUGCUCAGACGUCUCUAACCCCCCAAAGUCAGCAAAGUCAACAAUCGACGGCCUAUCAGGUCAACGUGAGCCGGAAGAAGACGAGGAAAUGGGUCGAGGCUAAGGUCCAGAGCUAUGACGGCGACGACUGGGGAGCUGACGAGUACGACGAAGAGUCGGAUCAUGAGCCUCCUCCGCCUCCGCCGAUCAACCCCUCGCUGCGCACAUUCUCUGGCACCGACCUGCUACACUCUCGCCACAACACUCCCAGCCCGGCCUCGAGCUUGAGUGCGCUGCCGUCUCUGCGAACACAAGCUCAGCAGCAACAGCAAUCUCCCGCUGUGCCACCGGCUAACCAGCCUCCGCGCAUUGGAGUUACUUCGCCUGUCGUAUCAGAUGUCUCGACUCGUAGUGCCUCGGAGUCGUUUGCCAGCGGCCAUGUUGUAUCACCCCAGCCCGUGACUGCUUUCCAAGGACGUGAAGGCGACGGCAACCUGUCGCUAGCCGGCAUUGCUCAACUGCCUUCACAGAUCCAACAACAACAAGCUCCCGGCGGCUAUGAUGUGUCACGCUCUCCCAGCUUUGAUCAGGCUAUGAAACCCACAUCUACGCCUCCAGUUGUCGUUGAUCGCUCUGUAUCGCCCCAAGUUUCCGCACCGGCACCAGCACUGCCGCCCGCGGAACAACCUCCCCCCAUCAUCUACUCGCCUGACAAUUACAGUCGUCUCCAGGAUGAUGUGGACCGUGAGACAUUAGCCGGGGCACCUGCUAUUCCUCCCAGCUCAGGAGCUGACCAAUUCACUGUGUCUGCUCCAAAGCCAUUGUCUAGCGAGGAUAGACGAGAUACUUGGGAAAGAGACGACGAUUCUUCUCACGGCGAUCACCUAGAAAAUCAGGGAAUCCGUCCCGACUUUGAGUCUCAAGCUGGCAUUGACCGUGGACGAUUGUCUGUCAGUCCCAAGUUGCCAGAUCUUGCUCGCAUGUCCGCGUUUGGGACCGACCUCUUCGCCUCCUCAUCGAGCAACAACAACCUUUCGAAGCAAACUCCUAUCAGUGAAGAUCAAGCGGAUAGAGGCGAGCCGGCUACUAUUCCGGCAGCUACCACGACGGAAUCUCGCUGGCAGCCUCCCGUAGUACCGGCCGAGGACGAAGAUCACUCAGAAGCUCCAGGGGGUGCGCCUCUCUCCCAGCCUAACAACCUGUUUCCCGGCAGAAACAUUCCAAUUGUUCCACCGUUGCGAACUCCUAGCCCCCAGCCGCUCGCCGCAGCCCCCUUUGACCCUCAAGGCACCAAAAUCACUCCCACAGAGCCUCUUCAGCCCUACAGAGGAGAGCCACUGCCGGAAUUUGAGGCUCCUCAGUCGUUCCAAAGGGUGCAGACUUAUGGCACCGACACCUCGUCUCCCAUGAAGGACAGUCCGUUGAAGGAAAACGACGUACUUAGUGACGAGAUUAUGCGAACUCUUAGCCCCUCGGGUGCAACUCCUUCCGAUGUUAAGCUCAGUGAUGGUCCUCAGCUGCAUCCUCCAGAAGACCGGAGCGGCGUCAGGGAGAGCAGUUACACUCUUAUGGACUAUGAUAGUUACUGGGCAGAUACAGCAGAAGACUCGGGUCCUGGCCAUGAAAAUGUGCCGGUGCCGUCGACUGAGAACCUUCAGAGCACACCGGCCGCUACAGAGCCGCUUCUCGCUCCUUCAACGCAGUCUGGUUUGAAAUCGCCCGUCGACACUACUUCUCCAUCACCACCAGCUACGAUAACGUUUGAUCCGAUGUUCUCUCCUCAACAACCCCAGCAACAACCCCAGGAAGAGCAGCAACAGCAAGAUCAACAACAGCGACAACCGUCUCUUAGACGAAGAUUUUCCUGGGAAGCUGAAGAGGAGCAGCGCACUCCAACCACUCUGGCUCAGACUCCCAUACAAGCUCAGCCAACUACUGAUGACUCUGCUGCUCCUGCGGUCCAUCUCACUGGGCCAUCCGGUCAACCAUUUGAGCCAUCCGUGACGAAUUUCAGUACUACCGAGUCUCGUAGCCAUAGCCCUGUAUCCCAGUUAUCACAGGCACCAACAACGGCGGCGGGAUCCGGCUUGGGUGACUUGGCGAUUCAGACAUCCAAUCCAUCCGGCAGCCUCCCAGGGCAUGAUUCGUCACUCCCCGAGCCUCCCUCUCCAGUGUCUAUUUCCGUGAUCAGUGACAACCCUUCUACCACUGCCCGUGAACAGGCGCGCAUGUCCAUUGCGGACGAAAAGUUGUUUGCCGACCAGGGCUCCGUCAAUCUGGUGACGGGAUCUCCACCUCCAGCUUCGGAUUCUCACCCGGCCGUGUCUUCACCGACUUCUGCAGCGUCUGUGCCCGCUCCACAAACCCCUGCCCCUAAUCUGAACCCACUUGCACAGGCCAAAGCCAUGAACUUCCGAGAUAUCAUGGCUCUAUCCACGCCUACGGAGAGGAUAGCAAAAUACACUGAAGCACGUGAGGCCUUGGCAGCAAGGGAUUCCGGCUUGGAGAGCUGGCUUUUAUAUCUGACUACGGAGCAUCCUGAGCUUUCGGCCUCCAUUUCUGCCCCGGGAGGCCAGAUGACCCCUCGGUCAAGCAACAACGCCUCCUUGCCGGUGGGAUCUCAGCCCUCGAGCCAACAGCCUUACUACCAGCAGUAUCUCAACGCCAGCUCGCCAAGCACGUCUGGGCCACAAAGCGGAGGUGGAGGUAGCGGUGGUGGCCGCUCCAGAUUGGGUGGGUUGUCGAUGCCAUCUCAGAUGUCCGGCAGUGCGUUUGGGCAUUCGGGCAACCAGAUUGGCACAAAGAGCAAGGAGUUCAUGCAUUCAGCUGGAAAGAUGGGCAAGGGACUGUUGAGCAAGGGCAAAAGCAAACUGCGCGGAAGCGGGGACAAGGUCGAUACGAUCCCUCCGGACCAUCCGAUGCCCAACAAAGCACAACGACGUUCGACAUGGCGAUUUAGCCUCGAGCCAAGACCUCGUGAAGAUGAUCCUGCCCCACAUUCCAGCAGCGACAUCUCCACGACACCGCCACAGCUGCCCGACCCGUCCCCGGUCUCCCCCUUGAACGCCGCAUCUGGCCCUGGAUCCGCCUUUCCAUGGAGUGUCUCAGAUGACAUGCCAGCCCCCGACCCGUUAUCUGGGAGGCUGCCCGGCGAGGUACACGUCACAUCGGAAGACUUAGUAAUCUUCAAUUCCUUCCUCCACGGGGCUUACCCGUCAGCAGAGCCGGAGGAGCAUAUAUUCCCCGCUGGCCAGAGGAGCUCUGACUUGAAUCCGGAAAUGGUGACGCCGGACGAUUGGGUCAUGGUUCAGCAUCAGGGUGAACAGAGUCAGGCUCAGAGAAUGUCCAUGUCGUUUAGGGCAAUGGCUGGAGCAGAUGAUCAAGAACGACAGCAACAGAACCAGCCCCUGGACAACUCGGACACGCCAAAGCGCAAUUCCUCCUUUAUCGGUCUGCCACCCAUCAGGCGAGGCUCAACAUUUGGCACAAAAUCAAAGGCACGGAGGGCCACGGAGCGUUUCUCCCUCGAUGACGAUGACGGUGACGAUGGUGCUGACAUUGAUGCUCCUCCCCUCUCUCCAGUCAGCGGGAUUGACGCAUCGAUACAUCCCCCAGAGGCCGUGACGGGCAUGAAUCAGGGGGGGCGCAAUGAAAAGGCUCUCCCUCCUCAGCCCGGCCAUGGAGUGCCUAUGGCCAUGAGUGCGAAUCCCAGAUUUGGCCAGCAACAGAGUUCCAAUGCCGGCCAUCAUCCUCACCAACAGCAACAGCAGCAGCCACAGCAGCAAUAUCCUGGUGGACCGAACCCUCAAUUUGCUCAAGGCGCGCCCAUGAUUGAUAGCCUAGUUCAGAAACUUCCCCCUGCAGGUCCGUGGAAACUGGAAGAGAGUCAUCUAACCGAGCCGCUUCACCUAACCAAAAAACGCUCCGGCACAGAUUUUUCGCAACAGGAUGCCUACUAUGGGUACAAUAAAGAGCUUGGAUUGGAAAUCCCUGCGGCUCCAAUACCUCCCGCUCAAGGUCCUCCCGGGCGAUUCAGAAGCGACGUACCCCCAUCGUCCGCUCGGCGUUAUCCAGAGCUGUUUUCACUACCAGGACAAGACCCACGGCAAUUUGGUCGAGGCCAAGGAUACCCGCCUCAGAUGCAAGGUCGCCCACCAAGAGAGGGGGCGGCACCUGUGCGACAGCAACAGGGAGGACCAGACGCUGAUGAGCGUGGGCGCAGGAGAAAUUCGGGCAUUUUCAAGGAACUUGGAACACGAAUUGCGAGAGCAACCUCGAGAGAACGACGGAGCUCUAUUGCCGAAUCUAAGCCACCAUCUAUACAGCUUCGAGGGGAUGAGGUAUCUGAAGUCAGUGUCACAACGGAGGAUGCUUCGGACCGUAGAAAGAAGCGAGCCAGUUUCUUUGGGUUCUCUGGCCGUCCUUCCUCAACGGACCAGCCGCCUCGGAAAGAAGAGGAUCUAGGCAAUCAAGCACGCCAGCGGGAUACACGAUCUGCUGGGGCCGAGCCACCUGUUGACCCCCGCGAAGAUCAUAAACGCUCCCUCUUUGGCGGUGGUGGACAGUCCAAGAUUGGCCCCGGCAAUUUCUCUCGCUCAUCAACUUCAAACUCCGCAUUUGAGUCGGUCUCUGGUCCCGGUGGUGACGGCCGAGACAAUGGGGUUCCGCAUAAGAGAAGGAUAUCUGAUAUCGCCAAGGCUUCCGGCAUUGCGGGCCUAUUUGGUCGCGCACGUCAGGAUCGUUCGUCAUUAGGUGCAAUGCCCCGGCAGCAGAACAAUGACCAGGCCUUGAACCAAAGAGCCAUGAUACCUGAUCGACCACCCAUGCAGCUCCCAUCUUUGGAUUUUACAUCGGACCCUCUGGCUUCCAUGUCUAGUUUAGGAUUCGAGGAAUCAUUUCAGAACUACCAACAAGACGAGCACCAGCCACAACCACAACGAGGCCUAGGACAGCCUGUGCAGACACAGUUUGGCAAUUCCAAUGCUUUCUCUGUUGGCCCUAUGAACCCUCAAGCUCAGCAGACUUCUCUGCUACCCACUACAGUUGGAAGCCAAGAGAGGACAGUAGCCUCAGCAGGAUUGACUUCUCCUCAGUUCAACCAGCCACCACAGGGCAUUAGCCAGGAUUCAGAGCGACAGAAUCUUCAGAGCCAUUUGCCGCACCUUGCGACCAAGACUUUAGUGCCGGUACAGAACGUGAAUACUACUGCUACAGAAGACCAAAAACCUUCCGGCAACGAGAGUUUGGAAACCCCAACCGAGUCCCAAUUAGACUCGGCAAUGGACGAAAAGACCCCCAGGCUUCAAGAAUUCACAUUUCAAGAAAAGCUGGCAGCUCUCCAAAUUGGGGAGGACAAUGUAAGCGAAGAGGAAGUUCUGAGGUCUCAAACGGUAUCGCCGGAUAUAUCCAUCGUCUCCACCUCCAAGACAGAGGAACAAGGCCCUGUUCGAUCACACAGCAAUACCUCUGAGCAUAACGAGAUGGUUGAGGGGGUUUUGAUUACUCCUCCCCCUGAGGAGUCUCUUCCAUCGGUUGCGGAUGCUGACAAUGCCGGCCAUUCUUCCUUUCACCAUGAUGUGCCGCCGUCAGUCCACUCUUUCCCAUCCAUUUCUUCGCUCCGUGAGAAAUCGGAUGCCAAGUCUAUUCAGCAAGAAGGAGGUUCUGUACACCAGACUGAAGAGAGCGUAGCAAUAUCCCCGGAACCGUCACCUCAAGUUACGAAAUCUCAAGUAUCGAGCAAAGCCGCAACACCAGUGUCCCAGCAUCAACAACUGCACUCGCCGGUUUUGGCGACAGUGAAGCUGCCAGAACCGCAGAGUACCGAUUUGCCAGUUACUCCUCGGUCUCAAACUAGACCUGAAUCGCAGCCGCGGCCCCUCGACACGACGGGGCAGAGGCAACUAUCUACUCCAUCAUCACCGCUCCCUGCCGGCAACCAACCAGUACAGCAACAACUCGUACAACAACAGUCCGUACAGCAGCAGCCCGUACAGCAGCAACCAGUACAGCAGCAACCAGUACAGCAGCAACCAGUACAGCAGCAACCAGUACAGCAGCAACCAGUACAGCAGCAACCAGUACAGCAGCAACCCGGACAGCAGCAAUUCGUACAGCAACAACAACACGUACAGCAGCAAUUCGUACAGCAGUAUCCUGUACAACAACAACAACAACAACAACAACAACAACAACAACAACAACAACAACAACAACAACAACAGCGUCCCGGACAGCUGCAGCACCCUGUCCAGCAGCUAAACCCUAUGCAGCAGCAGCGGCCCAUGCAGCAACAACCGGUGCAACAGCUGCGGCCUCAAUAUGCACCAUCAGUGAGCGCCUCUAAUGCAUCCAUUGCUUCAGAGGCGUCAACCCCGGUGUAUCAAGUCCAAUCCGGAUCUCAAAGCCUAUUCACCGGGCUCCCUGGACCAUUCGGACGCGCGUCUACAGAUGCUGCAGCACAGCAGAAAGAUAGCCAGGGAUCGCGAUGGAAAGGACUCAAAAACCGAAUGAGCGAGCAGAUUUCGCAAAGGUCGCAGCCACAGCCGCAGCAGCAGCAGCAGCAGCAACAGCAGCAGCAACAAAACAUGAACCAGGGCCAGAACAAGAUUGCUGUUGGAGACAAGAUUAAGGGCAACAAGUUACUAGGCGCUCUGAGACGUACAUCGAAACAGCCAGAACUCAACCAAAACCAGGCCAACGUCCAACCAUCUCCCAACUCCAGGCAGCUUCCCAACCCGAUCCCACAGCCUCAUCCCCAGGGAUAUCAGCCGCAACCCGGACAGCUGCAGGGCCCCCGGCCUAAUGGCAUGCCUGCCAACGCUCAACACUUGCAGCCAUCUAUGCAGCCGCCCAAUAUGCCGAGGGCAAAGACUAUGCCUCCUGGGCCCCCACAACAGAAUGCCCCCCCUCGAGACCAGACACGGUCAUCAGAGCCGCGUUAUGAAAGCGUCCCUAUUCCCAGAGGGUAUUCGGCGGUCCACGGCGAGGGCAUGAUGGUACCAUCGCCAUACCAACCGAAUGUUCGACGCCAAUUCGGCCCCCUGCCACCCCAGCAGCAGCAGCUACAGCAACACCCUCACCCUCAUCCACAGAUGCAACGACAAUGGCAGGGUGGUCAUCCCCCGCCCAUGUCUCUGCAGCCUCAACCAACUCAAUUCCAAGGAAGCCCUCGGAUGAUUCAAGGUCCCCAGAACGGGGGGCCGGGUCAUAUGAGAGCUCCAUCUGACUCACGAUCCGAUUAUCUCAAACCCCAGAGCCCUGAGUCAUUCAAUACUCAAUCGAGCCGGCACAACAGACAUAGUUCCCAAGGUAGCCAGAAUAGUAGGGCUGAGCCACCACGGCCUGCCAGUGACAUGGGCAGCAACCUGGGAAUGUCACAUCCCGGUAGCCCUCAGCCGUCUGAAAAGGGAAAUCUAUCUGUCGUGGAUCGUCCUCGCUCCGCUUCGCGGAGUCCCGCUGUCUCGGUUGGGGCUGAUCAGAAGCCUGACUUGGAUCCUAGCCCAAAGCCAGAUGGAACAACUGAUUCAAGCCGGGCGUCGAACCUUGGCAUAGAUGUAGAGAAAGCCCAGCAACUAGUGGAAGACGACCUUUAUUCUGCUACACCCAAGGUUGUACCAGCAGUGGCAGGAGAUGCUAGUAACCCACCUGCCGCAUCUCAAUCAGCAUCAAAUGAGCAGGCGGAAAGCUCUGCAAUGGCAGCGGCCAAGGCCGUCGUCGUACCAGCAAACGCUGGUGCGAUGGCAGAGCUAGAAGACACGGAAGAAGCACGGAAGCGAGCCAUAAGGCUAGCAUCGCAGGAAGAAAAGAUCUUUUACGAGCCAGAGGAUUACGAACCCAAGAUGAGCGCAACGAGCUAUCCUGGACAAGAGUGGAAUCCUUUUGGCGAACCGGAAUUUGCAGACUGGAAGGAAGAUUGAUGAAGAAGAUUGCAUUUGUUUAUACGGGUAUAUAAGAUACGAUGUGGAAGAGUGUUUCCCACUUUUCGUUUGUUCGUCUUGAUCCAGCUCUGUAAUUCUCAGCGGAGCACGCGCGUCGUUUCAGAUACCCCAUUCACUUUCAUUUGUUCGGACAUAUUGAUGAGAGCAAUUGCUCGAGGAAUAUUGGUGCCACAGCAGAGACUGUUGAUUUACGAUCGUGUAGAUAAAACACAUAAGAGAAGACGUGUAUAGCAGAACACGUUAAUAAUAUUUGAC
Molecule: messenger RNA, 8568 nt
Organism: Trichoderma harzianum CBS 226.95
Lineage: Eukaryota; Fungi; Ascomycota; Sordariomycetes; Hypocreales; Hypocreaceae
Exons: 4
Coding region: 367-8292 (2641 amino acids)
Source: RefSeq, a predicted model, not a curated record